GAAUACCUAAAAGGCUGCUCACAAACUGCCUGAAGAGAAGAGUAUCAUUGCUUCCCACAUUACAACACUUAACUCUAAAAUGAGCUAAGUGCCGGCACGGUUUUCCCACUCCAUCAAAAUGCUUAUAGGAAGGGGCAACAAAACCAUUGGGGUACUGCACCAAGUCAAACUCCUCAGGAUAAGGUCUUCCUCUUUAAAUAGAAUGAUUCCCCUUACUAUGGGCCAUGGACUCCUUAACCUGCUGACUAAUAAAAUCCUUCAAAUCUUCCUUUGAAGGAUGGAUAUUUAUUGAUCCUGACUCAUUCUUUUCUUGACUCCCAAUAUCCUCAUCAAUCUGUACUACCUCCUUGGCCUUUUUUGCAUCGGUGAGAGGCUUAUCUACUAAGUCUGGGGUCUUUUGAGGACCCAAGAGCUGAGUGGUAAGGGCUGUCAUGGUAGAGGCCAUUUCAUCUAAUCUCUUAGCCAUGUCAUUGAGCUGAGCAUCUUUAUCUUUCAACUACUGAAGCAAAGCACGGAUAUGAGGAUUUUCACUCCCUUCCUCCUCUACUUGCAUGUCCAACAACUCAUCUAUAUGAGGGUCUCCUAGAAGAGAGGAUCCUCUUUUGUUAUUGUGGAGAACAUAGAUAUCCUCUUCAUCCAUAAGAUCAUCCUCAUCAGGAUUAAAGUCCUCGAGCAAUUUUUUAUGUUUUUCUUUCUCUUUUUCCCUCUCUUCAUCCUCAUCAAUCUUCUUAAGGCUAUCUUUCAGAUACUCCAUUUCUUUAAUGGUUUUGCCUGUUGAGGGGUUGACAUGAGGGGGAUGAUACUCUUCAUAGCUAUUGACCUCCAUAGGUGCUUUCCCUUUGUCUUUGGGGUUAACAUGGGUAGGAGGGGAAGAGUGUAACACAGAUGGAGCUACUAUCUUGGGUCUCCAUGCAUUCUUCACCCCAGAUGUGGAGUUUUGGGGUUUUUUAUUUCCUCUUGCUAUCUCAUCUAAAGGUGGAGUCUGAAUGCGACCCCCGGAGAGUGACUCAUCAUGGGGCAUAAGAAGUCUAUCUUCUUGUGAAGGCCUUCUAAACCUAUUGAGUACCUCAGAUCUAUUAGAACUAGAAAGGGAGGUUCGAGGGACCACUUGGCGAUCAGGGUGAUCAACCUUUGGUCUACCAUGGACCUAAUUUGGUGCUACUGAGUUCUCAAACAGAACAAUCUACUCACUAAACAGUCUUUUCUGGUGAGGCUUAGAAUCAUACCCAUCUGCCAAUGCUGACACUGCUGGUUACUUGGAAAAUACGUCUGUCCCUCUGGGAUGGUUGAACAAUCAACCUACUAUCUUCAGGAUCCCUAUCCUCUCUCAAAAGUAACUCAGCAAAAUCCUUCCCUUGUGAUUGUGUUUUCAUAGCCUUGAUCACCUCCCCCUUUGUUGUGUGGAGUUGAUCAGCUACCAUUUGAAAUAUCCUCCUUAUAUUUUUCUCCCACUUCUUUCUCCUCUCUUCAUGAGUGCUUUUGGAAAUUCUAAAUGGAGGCCUUGUGGGUAAUGCAGCUAUCUUCUUAACAUCAUCCUCUCCCCUAGACACAGAAAGAGGAUAAAACCUACUCCCCUCAGCUAAUGGAGAGAGGUCCAUCAUCUCAGUGUCCAACUCAGCUUACUCUUCCUUCUCCAUCCUUUUUUUAAAUCUCUUGUAUUUAUUUCUUUUUUGAAAUUUAGUUAUAACAUAAAUAGAACUGCCACCUUCCUCAUACUGACUGGGCUGAAACAAACCCCCAGGCUCUAGAACACUUGGGAUAACUACUAGAAACUGAUUUGGCUCAAGUUCUUUCUUAACAAAUUUCUGCUUAAGCAAUAGUGGGGUCAAAGUUGUUUGUCUUUCAUCUGACUUCAGGAUCUUUAGAAAGGUCAGUCUAUUAAAGACAGAAGGUCAAGAGGCUAGAGCUUUUGGAGACAACUCAGCCACCCUCUUCCUACUGCUAUGAGUAGGUAACCUCUCCCUGGCGGGCAAAUUUAUUUCCAAAAUUUUCUUUUCACGUGAAGGUUGGUUUUCCAAGGACCUAGCCUUUGAAUGUGUAGGACCCUGGAAAAGAACCUCCAUGUCUUCAAAACCUUCCCAAACUUGGUCAUGUCCCCAGGAGCAAAGCAGGAUGAUCAAAAGACAACUGCAACUGAUCAUCAAAUUUGAAAAUCAGUUUUUAUUCCAUUUCUGACUCAUUGAAUUCUCAGACAACUGAAUCUCAAAAGUUUUCCUGAAAUUCAAAAUUCCUUAUAUUAAUCUUUUUGUUGAAAUUCAAAAGCGCUCUUACAUUUCUUUAACCUGUAGCAAAAUAUCCGUGACUUGUGCCUCCAGGUUUUUGACAUGCUGAUCUUCAUCCCUAGCUCUGUUGAUUCGUCUAAAUCCGAAUCAACUGCUGUUGAACUUUCCUUUCUGGAGUCGCGAGCGAACUAUGCUUCUUUGAUAAAUUUGAUAUCAUGAAUGCAUUGAUGCGAUGUGUUUGCAAUCGACGAAGUAUAGAUGAUGAGACCACAACCAAGGCACCUUGACAUUUGUUCCCCGCGACUUUGUGUCUGUUAGUCGUUAUUGUUUUUGCAUUCGCUUGGAUUUAAUUUUGAAGUGCACAUGGAGGUCAACAGGAACAUUAGCAGCAUAUUUGGUGUCAGAUAUUUCUUUUACAUUUUUGAUAAAAAAAGUACUUGCUAUCAUGAAACCCCGAAAGAAAGAAAAGAAGAGGGUAGUGAAGUAUAAGGGUAAUCGUUUGCAACUGAAAUCUUCUUGCAUGGUACCCUUGAGAGUUUUUUGUGGGUUAUUCUGUUAAUAGUAGCUGUUGAAUCCUUCUACAAGUUUCUAGUUAACGCUCCUCUGAUUGUCCUGCAAAUCUUUGCAUGGAUAGUUGUCUUUCAUAUUCUAGGCGUAUCUCUGCUUGGUUUUCUGUAUAAGUCGAUGAAUUUGAAGGCAUGCACUAUAAAUGCGCUGCUGAUGGUGUGAUAGAGGCAGCUUACUCAAGAAACCUGUGUUAACUAUGUCAUGGAUCACUAGAUAAUUUAUUCUACUGCUCUAUUUUAUAUGCUCACCAGCGCUGAUGUUGAUGCAACUUAUCAUCAUACUAGCAUUCAUAUUCUGUUUUUACUUCGUUUUCUUUUACCACAACUUACAAUUGCUUAUGUUAUUCCUCUGGACUUUAGUUACUCUUCUGCUAUAAAAACUCCAAUCACUUGCUACUACUGUUUUACCUGUUUCAGUUGGAGCUUUUAUAUCAUUAUGUUAGAUCCAAUUAAGCCAACUUGUUUUCUUUUUUUUACCUUUUCCAGUUUUGUAGAUCUGAAGAAUAUAUCAGCUUCAAUUUAUAGCGUGGAACUUUGUAAUCGAUUGCGUGAAUUUCUUAUUGCAUGUCCCCCCACUAGUCCUUCACCACAUGUGGUAGACCUAGUAAUUGCCGCAGCAGAUAUUCAGAAGGAUCUCAUUAACUGGAAUAUAUGUCAUGUAAAGGGUGGUGUUGAUGCGAAAGAGCUCUUUCACCUGUACAUUAUAAUCUGGAUUCAAGAUAAACGCUUGCAGUUGCUGGAGUCAUGCAAGCAAGACAAGGUAAAAUGGUCUGCUGCCACAACGCAGCAUUUGACAACUCCAUUUGUUGAUGAAAUCUAUGACCUACUGAGGAAUACUCUCAAAGAGUAUGAUGUUAUCAUUUGUCGCUGGCCAGAAUACACUUCCCCUCUUGAGAAUGUAAUUGCAGAAGUUGAGAAAUCAGUAAUUGAGGCUUUAGAGAGGCAGUAUGCUGAUGCUUUAGCUCCCUUGAAAGAUGCUCUGUCACCCAAGAAAUUUGGACUCAAAUAUGUGCAAAAACUGGCGAAACGCAGUCAUUUAGGCCCUUAUACUGUGCAUGAUGAUCUUGGACUUCUGUUGAAUAGUAUUAAAAGAUUGCUUGAUGUUUUGCACCCCAACGUGGAAGAGCAUUUUAAGUCCUGGGCGUCUUAUGUGCCUGCUGGGGUAAAUAAUUCUGUUGGCGAACAGCUUAGUGAAGUUACAGUGACACUAAGAGCAAAGCUUCGAAUCUACCUUCAAGCAAUUGUGGAAAAGCUUGUGUUGAAUAGUCAUUCACAAAGAGCUACAAAAUUGAAGAAGAUUAUCCGGUAUUCAAAGGACUUCAUGGCCGAAUCUGACAUCAGGAACAGGAUGCAACCACUGAAGGAUCAACUUGUAGAGAUAAUAUAUCACCUUCAUACAAUUUUUGAGAUGCCCGUCUUUGUGUCAUUAUGCCGAUGUUUCUGGGAUAGGCUGGGACAGGAUGUUCUAACAUGCCUAGAAGAUAAGAAGAACAGAUCUUGGUAUAAAAGUGCAAGAGUCACAGUUUCUAUUUUGAAUGAUACAUUUGCAUCACAAAUGCAACAAUUGCUUGCAAAUGUAGUGGAAAAGGAUAUGGAGCCUCCAAGUUCCAUAAUGGAAGUACGUUCAGUUCUCUGUAAGGAUGCUCCGAGUCAUAGGGAUUCCAAUUUCUAUUACUAGAAUUGUUCAAAAAAACCCCAACUGGUCAUUACUCGUUGAACAAAUUUAUUUAUUUAUUUUUUCAAUAUUUGAGCAUAGGUAGAGAUUGUACAAAUAUUAGCAUUUUUUCUGGAGUUAUAUAGGAAGGAUAUAGUAUAGUUGAAAGAGAUAUUAAGGAAUCCAUCCAGUUUUGCUCAUUGGCUGCUGGACUUCAUUUCAUCUGUAGCAGUUAACUUUAUGAUUUUGUGGCUUUGCAUUCAGUUCUUAUCUAGGAUCAAAAUUUAUGUAAACAGAUGCUUGCACUUUAAUUAACUUCCACUUCCAUUGCAGACA
Messenger RNA from Dendrobium catenatum, 4778 nucleotides. RefSeq lists its product as uncharacterized. The transcript has 8 exons. Bases 3030 to 4466 code for a protein of 478 amino acids. Lineage: Eukaryota; Viridiplantae; Streptophyta; Magnoliopsida; Asparagales; Orchidaceae. The record is from RefSeq and is a predicted model, not a curated record.